GCUGUGCCGGGCGGCCUCCCGGGAGCUGCAGCCGCCGCCGGAGCCCCCCCGGGACAGGGACAGGGACAGAGGGGGGAGCUCGGCCGCCGGGAGGAUGAUCCGGAAGAGCCUGAGCCGGGAUCCCCCCCGGGAUCCCCCCCCGAGACCCCCCCGGGACCCCCCCAAAUCCGGGAUCUGCGUCACCGUCACCAACGGGGCCCCCCCAGGCAGUUCCAGCUCUGGGAUCCCGGGGAUCCCUCCGGGAUCUGGGAAGCGCCGUCGUGUGACGGCGGAGCAGGAGGGGAGCUACCGCAUCUCCCUCCCCAAGGGAAGCACGGCCCGAAGCAGGAGGAUCCUGCAGCUCCAGGCCGCCAAAGGUCUGGGCAGGACGUCGGUGUUCCAGAGGCUCGGGGCCGAGGCCAAGGCCGACGGGAAGCCCUCGGGGGUUUUCAGCCGCCUCGGGGCCACCCCCGACCCCCCCGAGCCCCCCCUGGCCCCCCCCAGGGAGGAGGAGGAGGAGGAGGAGGAGGAAGAUGAAGAACCCCAGGAAGGGCCCCCCCUGCCCUACGUGGGGGUCCUGAAGAGGAAAUCCCGGGAAUGCGGCGGCUCCGGAGCCCCCCCCGACCCCGGGGGAUCCCCCAACCCCCCCCAUCCCGAGGCCCAGGACGGGGCCGUUUCCAGCUCCGGGAUCCCGGAAUUCCGGGGGGGCCGCAGCGUCUUCCGCAGGCUGGGCAGGAAGCAGGAGUGAGCCCCAGGGGGGGGAUUCCCGGGAUUCCAGGGGGAUUCCGGGGGGGAUCCAACUUGGGACGGGCUCUGGAGGCCCCUGGGAAGGAGAAAUCCCACGGGAAAAGUGGGAAUGCUGCUCGGCUUCGGCUGCUGGUGCCUUGGGAAAGGGGAAAAUCCCACGGGAAAAGCGGGAAUUCUGCUCGGCUUUGGCUCCUGACGCCUUGGGAAAGGGGGAAUCCAACUUGGGACAGACUCCAGAGCCCCCUGGGAAAAGUGGGAGUCCCUUGGAAAAGCGGGAAUUCUGCCCGGCUUCGGCUCCUGAUGCUUCAGGAAAG
Molecule: messenger RNA, 1040 nt
Organism: Neopelma chrysocephalum (saffron-crested tyrant-manakin)
Lineage: Eukaryota; Metazoa; Chordata; Aves; Passeriformes; Pipridae
Gene: CUNH19orf47
Product: chromosome unknown C19orf47 homolog
Exons: 6
Coding region: 95-727 (210 amino acids)
Cellular component (GO): nucleus
Source: RefSeq, a predicted model, not a curated record